This is a messenger RNA of Aspergillus homomorphus CBS 101889, 1225 nucleotides long. Its product is annotated as putative acetylornithine deacetylase (ArgE). Lineage: Eukaryota; Fungi; Ascomycota; Eurotiomycetes; Eurotiales; Aspergillaceae. Gene Ontology annotation, molecular function: hydrolase activity. Bases 47 to 1225 code for a protein of 392 amino acids. The transcript has a single exon. The record is from RefSeq and is a predicted model, not a curated record.
CCUUUUUCAAGCAGAAUAUCAAAAAUUACCUUCCAUAUCGCCCAAAAUGACGGACUCUUUUGAUGUUACGCCCGAAGACUCGGUGACGCUAACUCAAAUCCUGACCCGAAUCGACUCGUCGAACGUGACCUUAUCAGCCACACCAGGAGCUGGAGAGACACAGAUCGCGGAUUACCUCACUGCAUGGCUCCAGCAUCGGGGUAUCGAGACCCAUCGGAUUGAAACGGUUUCCGGCCGUCCAUCCAUUGUGGGUGUGAUUCGAGGAUCUGGCGGCGGAAAGUCUCUAAUGCUCAACGGUCAUAUUGACACCGUGAGUCUGACCAGCUACGAACGCGAGCCUCUUUCCGGUCAUAUCGGCGAGAAGGACGGAAGCCCUGUGAUCUUUGGUCGAGGUGCAUUGGACAUGAAGUCCGGGCUCGCCGCCGAAUUGGCAGCCCUUGCGGCUACCAAGGCCCGGAAGACUCCCCUCCGCGGGGAUGUCAUUUUUGCGGCCGUGUCGGACGAAGAAGACGCCUCUCAGGGUACUCGAGACCUGGUUGCCGCUGGCUGGCGCGCCGACGGUGCGGUGAUCCCGGAGCCCACCAACCGCGUCCUUAUCACGGCCCACAAAGGUUUCGUGUGGGUUGAAGUCGAUAUCCUGGGAACUGCCGCUCACGGCUCCGAUCCGGCCUCGGGCGUGGACGCCAUUCUGCAGGCUGGCUGGUUUCUUACGGCCCUCGAAGAAUACCAGCGGCGACUGCCGGUCGAUGAGAUGAUCGGGCCAGCGUCCUUGCACUGCGGCUUGAUCCACGGCGGCGAAGAGCCGUCUUCGUAUCCUGCCAAAUGCACCGUGACGAUCGAGUUUCGGACCGUUCCGGUGCAAAGUGAUGAAUCCAUCUUGUCGGACCUGAAACACAUCCUAGCCACCAUUGCCCACGCCAGGCCCACUUUCCGCUUCAACGAACCUCGACUGACUCUCUCUCGUCCAUCUUACAAACUACCCGUCGAGCAUUCGCUGGUCCAGCAGACAGCAGCGAUUGCUCGGGACGUGUACGGCAGUUCUCCGUCCAUUGAGAGCAUGGCUAUUUGGUGCGAUGCCGCUCUUCUCGCCGCUGCUGGGACGCCGACUAUUGUCAUCGGCCCGGCAGGCCAAGGCUUGCAUGCAAAGGAGGAGUGGGUGGAUGUGCAGAGUAUACGGGAAACGGAGGAGAUUUUUAUUCGCCUCAUCUCUGAGUUUUGUAGUUGA